This is a messenger RNA of Rhinopithecus roxellana (golden snub-nosed monkey), 2068 nucleotides long. RefSeq names its product protein disulfide isomerase family A member 3 (gene PDIA3). Gene Ontology annotation, biological process: protein folding; response to endoplasmic reticulum stress. Gene Ontology annotation, molecular function: protein disulfide isomerase activity. The transcript has 13 exons. NCBI's taxonomy places the organism in Eukaryota, Metazoa, Chordata, Mammalia, Primates, Cercopithecidae. The record is from RefSeq and is a predicted model, not a curated record. Gene Ontology annotation, cellular component: endoplasmic reticulum; cell surface. Bases 224 to 1741 code for a protein of 505 amino acids.
GCCGUUACCAGCUGGUUCCACCCGCCCGACGCAGGCGCCGCGCAGCCAAUCGGCGGCUGCCACACAGCGGCCCGAGCCGGGCUUGGGGGUUGGGACCUCCGGCUGCAGGUCCGCCUGGGCCAGACGCGCGAGCGCAGGCAGCUGGUGUGUGGUCGCGCGCACGACCUCCGCAGUCCCAGCCGAGCCGCGACCCUUCCGGCCGCCUCCACCCCACCUCGCCGCCAUGCGCCUUCGCCGCCUUGCGCUGUUCCCGGGCGUGGCGCUGCUUCUCGCCGCGGCCCGCCUCGCCGCUGCCUCUGAUGUGCUAGAACUCACGGACGACAACUUCGAGAGUCGCGUCUCCGACACGGGCUCUGCGGGCCUUAUGCUCGUGGAGUUCUUCGCCCCCUGGUGUGGACACUGCAAGAGACUUGCUCCUGAAUAUGAAGCUGCAGCUACCAGAUUAAAAGGAAUAGUCCCAUUAGCAAAGGUUGAUUGCACUGCCAACACUAACACCUGUAAUAAAUACGGAGUCAGUGGAUAUCCAACCCUGAAGAUAUUUAGAGAUGGUGAAGAAGCAGGUGCUUAUGAUGGACCUAGGACUGCUGAUGGAAUUGUCAGCCACCUGAAGAAGCAGGCAGGACCAGCUUCAGUGCCUCUCAGGACUGAGGAAGAAUUUAAGAAAUUCAUUAGUGAUAAAGAUGCGUCUGUAGUAGGUUUUUUCGAUGAUUUAUUCAGUGAAGCUCACUCUGAGUUCCUAAAAGCAGCCAGCAACUUGAGGGAUAACUACCGAUUUGCACAUACGAAUGUUAAGUCUCUGGUGAACGAGUAUGAUGAUAAUGGAGAGGGUAUCAUCUUAUUCCGUCCUUCACAUCUGACUAACAAGUUUGAGGACAAGACUGUGGCAUAUACAGAGCAAAAAAUGACCAGUGGCAAAAUUAAAAAGUUCAUCCAGGAAAACAUUUUCGGUAUCUGCCCUCACAUGACAGAAGACAAUAAAGAUUUGAUACAGGGCAAGGACUUACUUAUUGCUUACUAUGACGUGGACUAUGAAAAGAAUGCUAAAGGUUCCAACUACUGGAGAAACAGGGUAAUGAUGGUGGCAAAGAAAUUCCUGGAUGCUGGGCACAAACUCAACUUUGCUGUAGCUAGCCGCAAAACCUUUAGCCAUGAACUUUCUGAUUUUGGCUUGGAGAGCACUGCUGGAGAGAUUCCUGUUGUUGCUAUCAGAACUGCUAAAGGAGAGAAGUUUGUCAUGCAGGAGGAGUUCUCGCGUGAUGGGAAGGCUCUGGAGAGGUUCCUGCAGGAUUACUUUGAUGGCAAUCUGAAGAGAUACCUGAAGUCUGAACCUAUCCCAGAGAGCAAUGAUGGGCCUGUAAAGGUAGUUGUAGCAGAGAAUUUUGAUGAAAUAGUGAAUAAUGAAAAUAAAGAUGUACUGAUUGAAUUUUAUGCUCCUUGGUGUGGUCACUGUAAGAAUCUGGAGCCCAAGUAUAAAGAACUUGGAGAGAAGCUCAGCAAAGACCCAAAUAUCGUCAUAGCCAAGAUGGAUGCCACAGCCAAUGAUGUGCCUUCUCCAUAUGAAGUUAGAGGUUUUCCUACCAUAUACUUCUCUCCAGCCAACAAGAAGCUAAAUCCAAAGAAAUAUGAAGGUGGCCGUGAAUUAAGUGAUUUUAUUAGCUAUCUACAACGAGAAGCUACAAACCCCCCUGUAAUUCAAGAAGAAAAACCCAAGAAGAAGAAGAAGGCACAGGAGGAUCUCUAAAGCAGUAGCCAAACGCCACUUUGUAAAAGGACUCUUCCACCAGAGAUGGGAAAACCAUUAGGGAGGACUGGGACCCAAAUGGGAAUUAUUACCUCUCAGGGCUGAGAGGACAGAAUGGAUAUAAUCUGAAUCCUGUUAAAUUUUCUCUAAACUGUUUCUUAGCUGCACUGUUUAUGGAAAUACCAGGACCAGUUUAUGUUUGUGGUUUUGGGAAAAAUUAUUUGUGUUGGGGGAAAUGUUUUGGGGGUGGGGUUGAGUUGGGGGUAUUUUCUAAUUUUUUUUGUACAUUUGGAACAGUGACAAUAAAUGAGACCCCUUUAAACUGUC